AUGAACCCCUUUGUGCCGGUGGCCCAGGUUCGCCAGGGCGUCGUGGACCGCCUGGUCGCCCUGAAUGACGUCGAGAAGCGCAGCAGGAGCCUCGAGCGCGUGAUGCGAAACAUCCACCAGCGCAUCGACCCGACGCAGCCCGCGGUCCAGGAACCCGAGGCCGAGACCACCCUGAAGGGCCUCGAAGACGACCUAAGCAGAGGUCGUCGGAGACUCGACGAGCUCAAAACCGCGGUCGAGAAGCGCACCGGUGAGAUCGACCGGUUCACCACUGCCCUCUCAGCCGACGCCACCAAGUCGGCCCUGCUGCAAGAGGUGUCCGACCCCGAGCUUGCCGACCGAGUGGCGCGCAUCGACAAAGACAUCCUGGCCUCGCUGCACCGAGUGCUCGCGGCCCAUAAAGGUAGCCUCCCUAGUGACGCGCAGGAGGAAGCCGAGGUGAUUCCGGCGUCGUUCCCCGACCCGAUGUCCUCGACGGCUUUAGAAGCUGCCAAAAACCUGCGCGACCUUAAGGAGGCGCACAAAUCCGAGGUUGCGAGGAACGAGCGGCUCGAGGAGGAGCUGCAGAAGACCCGAGCCGACAUCUCGGCCCUGCGCGACCAGCACAGCGCCGCCGAGGACGCGCUCAGGUCGGAGCAUGCCCACGAGAAGCACGAGCUCGAGCGCAGCCUCGCCGAACACGCCGAGCGCAUCAAGGUUCUCAUGGUCCAGGUGAACCAGGACGCCCAGAGGGCUGAGGACGCCGAAACCAAGAUCAUCGAGCUAGAGGAGCAGGCCCGGCGCAUGACCGACCAGGAGCUCGACAUGGGCGACCUGAGACUGGAGCUCGCCACGCUGGCCACAGAGAAGGCCAGGGUCGACAAGAAACUCGAGGCUGCCGAAAGAGCAGAGAAGAAGCUCGAGGUCGCCCAUGCAGAGGUCAGCCACCUCGAGAGACAGCUCGCAGAGGUCACCGAGCACCGCGACAGCCUGCGGUCGGUCAACACGGCUUACCUCAAGGUAUUUAAGGCUGUGGAGCAAGACCGCGACCGGCUCGAGACCGAGGGCCGAGAGACCAAAGAGAAGCUCGACAAGACCGCCGAGUGGUAUCACGACACCCUCCUCACGCUCAGCGCCAGGGAGGGCGUCAUCUUGCUGCUCGAACUGGAGCUUGAGCUCGCCCGCAGGCAGCGGGACACAGCCCGCGACGAGACCGGCGAGGCUCGUGAGGAGCGCGACGAGGCAUACAGUCUCGUCGACUCCUUUUCCACUGACAAGACCCGCCUGCAGGCGGACCUUGACAGGCUGAAGCAUAUCGCGCAGGGCCUCUGGGUGUCCAUCUCUCCGCUGUGGCCACUGCCCUUCGACGCGUGGAUGGACUUCGCCUCGACGAUCGCUGCAGCCCCCGAGAUCGCGCCCACCGGGGUCGGCGACCAAGAGCAGCCAUGGGUUGUGCUCCCCCCCCUACACGAGGACGACACGGACCAUCUCGAGUGCCCCGUCCCUGCGACCAUCGACGGCCUGACCCUGCUCCUCCAGGUCAUGCUCCAAGAGCAGCAUGCAGGGUCCUCGACGGCUCUGCGGUGCCUCGCCAGCCUCGUCCGCCUCGUGAGCCAGCACCGGGGGCCGCUCAGGGUCGACAUCCUCGGCACGCUGCUCGAGCACGUUGUGGUACUGCUCGCUCUGCCCGUUCCGCUCCCCCCCCCCGACCGCUCCUUGUCUGUCUCCCCCGUCCUGGCCUGGUGGACCCUCGCGCUCACGCUUGAGAGACUCUGGCCCGGUGAGCAGCUUAUUCAGUCAGCCCGAGAGGCGCUGGGCAUCUGGCUCGCCCAGGAGCCGCUCGCCGCCACCCUCAUCGCCGCCCUGACCGACGGCUCAAUGCCCACGUUCUUGUCAGAGCAUGCACAGAGCUUGCAGCCGCUCGGGCAGCCGGCGGCAAGCGCCGUGGUCAUGCUCCGCGCUGCCGCCUGGGAGGAGAUACUUGUGGUUGACACGCGAGCAUCGCAGCUUCGUAUGGUCGCGCGCGACAGCCUCAGGCUGCUCGGCACCAACUCCCUGGGACUGUCCAUGCAGUCCAUGCCGACAGGAAGCAGUGCAAUCCUGGAAAUUAGCAACGAGGAGCUUGUACGUCAUUUUGUAUUAUCGUAG
Messenger RNA from Thyridium curvatum, 2127 nucleotides. RefSeq lists its product as uncharacterized. The transcript has a single exon. The record is from RefSeq and is a predicted model, not a curated record. NCBI's taxonomy places the organism in Eukaryota, Fungi, Ascomycota, Sordariomycetes, Thyridiales, Thyridiaceae. The coding region runs from base 1 to 2127 and encodes 708 amino acids.